AUGGCCACCGCACCCGACGGCCGGAGAUCGUGGGCAGCAGGAUUUGCUAGACACACAGUGGGAAUGGGUCUGCUCUUGAUAGUGGUUGUACUCUGGACAGCGUCGAAUUUCCUAGGAAGUACCAUCUUCGCUGAUAACACAUACCCGAAACCCUUUUUCGUGACCUACGUCAACACAUCGCUCUUCAUAUGGCCGCUUUUCACCAUUCUACUCGGCCGUACAUGGAGUCUAUGGCGCACAAAGAAACUCGCUCAAGUCACCUCGUUCCGGAGCCUGCUUCAUCAUUUAGACUCGGAGGUCCCAAAGACCGAAGAGCAAAGUAUCUUGCGUGGGGAGUCAUUUGAUGAUGAUACCCGCCAUGAUGUGGAAAGACCCCGCUACGUGGGCUGGAAAUCGGAUAGCGAGAAUGGAAAGUUGGGACUCAGGGCAACCGCUAAACUGAGUCUUGAGUUUUGUUUACUCUGGUUUGUUGCAAACUACUUUGCGAUGGCAUGCCUUCAAUUCACCACUGUCGGAAGCACAACCAUCUUGACUUCGACUAGCGGUGUGUGGACCUUGAUCUUUGGCGCGAUCAUCGGAGUCGAGAGAUUCACCUCCCGCAAAUUCCUCGGGGUCGUGGCAUCCCUCGUGGGUAUCAUUUUGAUCUCUCGCGUGGACCUCUCUAAGCCGGAUACCAAUACCACUCCGGCUGCUGUUAGUGGGCGAGAUGGGUCAUUCCCUCACAAGACGCCCGGCGAAAUUGCCCUGGGAGACGCAAUGGCGGCCUUCAGCUCAAUUAUGUACGGUGUCUACACCAUCGUCAUGAAGAAGCAAGUUGGCGACGAAUCGCGCGUGAACAUGCAGCUCUUUUUCGGUCUAGUUGGGCUGUUCAAUCUUGUGUUUCUGUGGCCGGGAUUCUUGAUCCUCCAUUGGAUCGGGAUUGAAACCUUUGAGUUGCCCAGCACGAACCGUGUGUGGAUGAUCAUUCUCGUCAAUUCAUUAUCCUCGUUCAUUUCCGAUAUUGCUUGGGCGUAUGCCAUGCUCUUGACAACCCCUCUGGUUGUGACUGUUGGUCUUAGUUUGACCAUUCCGUUGUCCCUGGUGGGUCAAAUUAUCCUGCAGGAGCAGUACGCAUCCCCGCUGUACUGGGUCGGUGCGACAAUCGUAUUCCUGUCAUUCUUGGUCGUCAACCACGAGAGCAAGAUACAAGAAGAGGAUGCUGCUUCGGUCCCGGGCAGAGGAUCUUCCAGCGAGUAUGAGAGUAUUCCUCAUGACGAGGUCCGGUAG
Penicillium argentinense is the source of this 1266-nucleotide messenger RNA. Its product is annotated as DMT family transporter. The record is from RefSeq and is a predicted model, not a curated record. The transcript has 6 exons. Gene Ontology annotation, biological process: regulation of peptide transport. Lineage: Eukaryota; Fungi; Ascomycota; Eurotiomycetes; Eurotiales; Aspergillaceae. Bases 1 to 1266 code for a protein of 421 amino acids. Gene Ontology annotation, cellular component: membrane.